Molecule: messenger RNA, 3042 nt
Organism: Cladocopium goreaui
Lineage: Eukaryota; Dinophyceae; Suessiales; Symbiodiniaceae
Source: the annotation of a GenBank genome assembly
UCUAAUCCUUAGAAAAGUCUUUAGUUCAUGCGCAGUUUCGUAGAUUGGCUGGUUUGCCAUGGUCUUGCUAGAGGCCUUUGGCCUUGCAUCGGCUGAGCUAUUUCAAUACAACCGCGAGAAUUUUCAGUUCGACAAUGAACAGAGAAUCAGCAGAGAUGUGCAGAAGUACAAGAUGCAGGUGGAGCGUUUCGAACUUUUCCGUGAGGACAUUGAAGACCUUGUCAAGCUCACCGUGGACAAGAUGGAUAUGUACCACUUGGUCUCAGCAGUGGUACUGGGUUUCACCACAAGCAUCUUCACGGAGGGUCGCAUUUGGGGAGCCUCGCCCCCCUCCUACAUUGCAACCUACUUCAUGACUAUAGGAUGUGGUUGGCUAUACCUUCUCAUGACGGUCUGGCUCAGCAUGUAUGCGUCAAUCUCCUCCCACAGCUUGGGCGUGCGACUUCGGACCCGCUACGUGCGUUUGCCGAUUCCCAGCAUGGAGCAGCUCUACGGCAUCUCUUCGAAGCUUCAAGAGUUUGAGAAGCAGGGACUCCAAAAGAUGUUCCGCUUACCCUUCGGUCCACAGGGCACCCCACAGUGGGAUGCGCCACGUGCCGGGGUGGCUGCACCUAGCAUGCUGCCGCCAGGCAGCUCUGAUGGCCCAACUGCUCAAGAACGUCCGCUGCAUCAUUCAAAUUCAAUGACUUCAGAGGACCUCCUAGGCAAGGGCGAGGCUGGCUUCGGAAGACAAGAGGUGCUAACAAGUGCAGCGUCCACUGCUCCAGCACAACAUGUACAGAUGUUUCGCAAGCUGCAGUCAAAGUGGCAGUGCUUUGAUGCCUAUGCUCGUGUGAGUAUGAGCUUGGGCGUCUACCAGAUCGUACAGGCCAUCAACCUGUUUGUUUUGGGCCUCACUUUGGUGGAGACCCAUUGUCCUUCAGUGGCUUUUGCAGUAACGCUGACGUUGCAAGCCGUAGCGUUGGCUCUGAAUUUUUUGGACUUGGCUGGAAUGGAGCUGUGGCAGUGGGCUUUUAUGCUGAUCAUUUCUAGUGGGUGCUCAGUCACUACGGCCUUCUCUCUUACAUAUGCCAAGUUAACGGACGAGCGUCUGCCAGAUCCCACAAAGCCUUUCCCGGCAGCCCCCAUUGCCUUCUUUUUCCAGGCUCUCCACUUCCAUGUUCUGUUGAUCCUGGCCAGUCCCAGCGAUUCAUCUACCUCGUUACCAAGGCGGUUCAGGUCGGUCCUCUUUCUGGACGUUUUUGGUGAUGCCAGCUACGACCCGACAGAUGCAGAGCAUUCGCUUCCACGGUCAGUGGAGGAAGGUAGCAUGUCUGGCGCCGCCGAACGAGUCGAGAAGGCGACUGCACUGGCAGACUGCUGGGACAAGGGCAAGAUGGCACAAAUGGCGUUGCGAAGAUGGGAGGCGAUUCCUGAGUUCCACAUGGCGAAUGAGGAUGCGGAGACGUUGUGGCAGUACAGGAAACAGUUCACCGUUUGGCGCAAGGCCUUGAUGGUCAGUUGGAACGAGAACGAGAGAAUUCCAAUCCCAUCUGAGGUGAGGGACAGCCUGGAGUUGAAGGGUUGGUCAGAGUUAAGCGCCAUCGAGAAGAGCGAAGAUGUCUUCACCGGCACUCUCAUUGGCCCUCUGUACGGGAAUGGGCAGCAAGGGAGCAGGGGCUACUACUACGACCUGGAGAAGGGUGAAAGUAUUUUUGGCACUCAGGGUGCCCAGUCGUUGAGUCUCAAAGAGGUGGCUGGUUGGGUGACGACCUUCCAGCGGGCCGUGCAGGGGCUUUUGGCCUUGAGUGAAACACCUGACGACGAUGGUGCGGGCAGCUCAAACAGUCCCCAAAACCAGGUGCCAAUGACCCGUCGCCGCUCCUUCACCAAGUCCAUGACAACCUUCUUUGGGCAGACUCGUCUGCCAGGCCAGGUGGACAAUCUACCAUGGAGAGUGUUGCUGCGGCUCACCCAGGUCCUCGAAUGCUGUUGGAUUUUCUUGGGCAUCAGUGAAGGCCUUUGCAACUGGUUCCAGCCAACCUUCGGAGUGGAUAUCUUCCGCUCACACUGGGGCACGGGCACUACGGCUGACACCGUUGAAAACAGAGGUGACGAGGAGUCCGAGCAAGUUCAAGAUGAGCAUGAAAGCCAUGAAAGCCAUGAAAGUCCUGGAAGUCCUGGAAGUCAUGAAGGUCUUGAAGGUCAUGAAGGUCAUGAAAGCGAAGGGCCCGCCCGUCGCCUGCGAAUUACAACUGGCUGGUCGCAGCAGAUCAAGCAGGUGGUCUCCAAGUGGCCACACGGCCAAUUCUUCCGGCCGGAGGUGCUCACUUGUUCGGGGAGGCGAGUCCUUGCAGCGACCGCCUUCGCAAUGUAUCAGUCUUCCGAUGGAUUUGGGACAGCGCCUCUUCUGUGGCAGGCCUUGCCCAGAAAAGACUUUCCAGCUGCUGUACCCCUUUGCCAAGAUGAUGUUCCCGUGGAGCAAUGCUUCUUCGCACGGCCGCAUGGAGAUGGACAGCUUGCUGUGUGGCCAGCAGCCAAUCAUAGUGCAGAAGAUAUCCUGGAGUUGCCUUCAAGGCGUCCAUGGCAGCACUUCACAGGAGUGCAAUUGCCUUGCGGUGAACAUGAGCCACAUCGGAGAUGUUUACUGCUGGCGGGAUGGGAUGGCGAGCGCUUGCCAGUCCUGUGGAUCCAUGGGCAAGAGCUGACGCCCAGCUUUGAUCUUCCGCUGCCAUCGGUCGAAACUUCCAAUGCAGUGCGCGCCAUGCAUUUGAAUUCUGCCGGUCAACUGUGGCUUUUGCUGGGCAAAGAGCUGAUGGCAUGGGAUGUAUUGCGAGGCGAAUACAUUGGCCGGUGGCAGCCUGAUUGGCAAGACUUCACGCCUCGCCUCCUUUGCGCUGGGCGACGCUUACUGGUUGCCGGCACCAGAAGCGAAAGCAAUGGCUUUGAGUUGCCGAGCCUGCUGGCUUUGAAGCCCUUUGUAGAGCUGCAUGCGUGAACCACGACUGUCCAAAGUUGCGCUCGUAGGGUCAAACUCGGACAUGUUCGGCACAUGAAUUGCAG